Messenger RNA from Mycosarcoma maydis (corn smut), 4791 nucleotides. RefSeq names its product cytoplasmic dynein heavy chain 2. The coding region runs from base 1 to 4791 and encodes 1596 amino acids. Gene Ontology annotation, cellular component: dynein complex. NCBI's taxonomy places the organism in Eukaryota, Fungi, Basidiomycota, Ustilaginomycetes, Ustilaginales. The record is from RefSeq and is a predicted model, not a curated record. Gene Ontology annotation, molecular function: minus-end-directed microtubule motor activity; dynein intermediate chain binding; dynein light intermediate chain binding. Gene Ontology annotation, biological process: microtubule-based movement. The transcript has a single exon.
AUGGACGUAGUCCACGUCGAUGGCGCAAAAAAGGCGCCAGGAGAUUGGUCGCCUGAUGCGUGUCGCACCGUCGCUGCCGAGCUUACAAACACGCUUGAUCUCGGUGCCAAUCGUCAGCUCAUAGUAGAGGCGCUUGUCUUUAUUCACUUCUCCGUAUACACCUUUGCAGAAAGGCUACUUCGACGUCAAGGCCGCAAAUUCCAUCAGUCGCCUCGUCACUUUCUCAGCUUCAUCGAAUACUACGUCCAAGUCUCGAAUCAGAAGCGCGACCAGCUCGAGGAUCAGCAGCGCUUUUUGCUCGUCGGUCUCGACAAGCUCCGUUCUACCGUAGACCAAGUAGAAGAGCUCCAAAAGAGCCUCGCUGUCAAGCGCACCCAACUCGAGGCCAAGAACGCACAGGCAAAUCAGAAGCUGCAGAGCAUGGUCAAGGAUCAGCAAGAGGCCGAACAGAAACGCGCAGCUUCCAUCGAGAUUCAAGCCGCCCUCGCAAACCAGGAGGAACAGAUCGGUCAACGAAGGCAGGUCGUCAUGGCCGAUCUCGCAGAUGCAGAGCCUGCCGUUCAAGAUGCUCAGGCUAGCGUCAGCAACAUCAAGAAACAGCACCUCACAGAAGUCCGUUCCAUGGGCAAUCCGCCUCUUCCUGUCAAAAAUGCCAUGGAAUCCGUCUGCAUCAUCCUAGGUCAUAAAAUCGAAAGCUGGAAGACCGUUCAAGCCAUUAUCCGCAGAGAUGACUUUAUCGCUUCCAUCGUCAACUUUGACACGGAUCGUCAAAUGACGCGCCAGAUUCGCGAAAAAAUGAUCCGCGACUACCUCUCCAAACCUGGCUACGACUUUGCCACCAUCGAUCGUGCAAGUAAGGCGUGCGGCCCUCUCGCAAAGUGGGUUAUUGCCCAGGUUCGCUUCUCGGAAAUCCUCGACAAAGUCGGACCACUCCGCGACGAGGUACAGUCGCUUGAGCAGCAAGCCGAGGAUACCAAACUCCAAGCCAGCGAGAUUGUCGUUAUGAUCUCAGAGCUCGAAAACAGCAUCGCCACUUACAAAGACGAGUACGCCGCCCUUAUCAGUGAAACGCAGGCCAUCAAGUCCGAGAUGGAGCGUGUACAGAAUCGCGUCUCUCGUUCUAUGCAGCUCCUUGACAGUCUUUCAUCCGAAAAGCACCGUUGGGAAACAGGCAGCCGCACCUUCGACGACCAGAUGAGCACCAUCAUCGGCGAUGCUCUUCUCUCCGCUGCCAUGCUCGCCUACGCUGGAUACUUUGACCAACAGUACCGCCAAUCCAUGUGGCAGUACUGGUCAGACCACCUCCGUGAGGCACAAAUCAAGUUUAAGCCCGAACUCUCGUUUGCCGACUAUCUCUCUACCGCCGACGAGCGCCUCGAGUGGCAGGCCAAAUCGCUGCCCGCCGAUACGCUUUGCACCGAAAACGCCAUCAUGCUUAAGCGCUGGAACCGCUAUCCGCUCAUCAUUGACCCCUCCGGUCAGGCUGUUGAUUUCUUGCUCAACGAAUACAAGGUGCAGAAGCUCACCGUCUCCAGCUUCCUCGACGAGGCUUUCCUCAAAGCACUCGAAAGUUCGCUUCGUUUCGGCAACCCCCUUCUUAUCCAAGAUGUUGAGUACCUCGAUCCCAUCCUCAAUCCGAUUCUGAACAAGGAGCUUCGCAAGACCGGCGGCCGUGUCCUCAUCCGUCUUGGCAGCCAAGAUAUCGACUUUUCGCCCUCGUUCAACAUGUUUCUUACCACUCGCGAUCCCUCGGUCGAAUUCUCGCCGGAUGUCUGCAGCCGUGUCACCUUUGUCAACUUCACCAUGACGCGCAGUAGUCUCCAGAGUCAGUCGCUUGACCAGGUGCUCAAAGUGGAACGUCCAGACACUGACCGCAAGCGUACCGACCUCAUGAAGCUGCAAGGCGAGUUUCGCCUUCGACUCAGGCAUCUUGAGCGAUCGCUCCUUACCGCUCUCAAUGAGUCGGAGGGAAAUAUCUUGGACGAUGACAAGGUUAUUGGCACGCUAGAGACGCUCAAAAAGGAAGCCGCCGAAGUGACGUCCAAGGUGGAAGAGACAGACGCCAUCAUGCAAGAGGUUGAUCAGGUCACAGCCCAGUAUGUUCCGCUCGCAAAAGCGUGCAGCUCUGUGUUCUUUGUGCUCGACCAACUCCACCUCAUUUCGCACUUUUACCAGUUCUCGCUGCGCUUUUUCCUCGACAUCUUUGACUUUGUUUUGCGCCGCAAUCCCCACCUCGACGGAGUGACGGAUCCAAAGCAGAGGCUCGACAUUCUCAUGCGCGAUCUUUUCCUCGUCGUCUUUCACAGAACUAGCAAGGCGCUUGCACACCACGACCACGUCAUGCUAGCCAUGCUGCUUGCUCAGAUCAAAGCGCGCGAAGAGGCUCACGCGGAUACCCUCGACAGCGAAGAAUACGAGUUCUUGCUCGAAGGCGGCAACAUUGCAGCAGCAGCAGCGGCGGCGGCUGCUGCUGGUGCUGGGAGCGGGGCUGGUGGGUCAGAACAAGCCAGUCACACCACAAAGCUCAGAGGUGAUGGAGAAGUAGAAGCUAUGCUCGACGAGGAGCAACUGGUACGCGUUCAAGUGUUCAAACGCCUUGCUUUCUUCCGCACGAUAGAGGAACACAUGGAAACCCAUACAGAACAGUGGUUGACCUUUCUCGGCUCCAACAGUCCAGAAACGGUGGUGCCUGUCUUUUGGCCUCAAGAAGAGCAGAGCCAAGGGCUGUCAGACCAGGUGCGCAAAAUGUUGGUUGUCAAGUGCCUGCGCCCGGACCGCAUCGUUCAGGCCAUGGCUGCGUUCACAUCUCGCAUCUUUGGCCAGGAUGUGCUUGGCGAUCCGGGAUACGAGCUCGGCAAAAUUGUCGCGGAAGAGGUAGAUGCGAGUACGCCGAUCGCACUCUGCUCUGUGCCCGGCUACGACGCCAGCUACCGAGUCGAUCAUCUGGUCAAGCUUGUUGGUGCGCGAUGCACACCUGUCGCCAUGGGUUCACAGGAAGGUUUCACAUUGGCGGACCACGCAAUCACAUCAGCAGCACGCACUGGCAACUGGGUUCUGCUCAAGAAUGUCCAUCUCGCACCCAGCUGGCUGUCGCAACUCGAGAAAAAGAUGCACAGUCUAAAGCCGAACCGCAACUUCCGUCUUUUCCUCACCUGCGAGACCUCGCCUUCGAUUCCGGUGAAUUUCCUGCGCGCCUCGCGCAUUCUGAUGAACGAGCCUCCGCCGGGCAUCCGUGCUAGCAUGCUCGACAGCCUCAAAAGUAUUGCACCUGCACGGCUGCAGCGCGGACCGGCCGAAACAUGCAGGCUCUACUUCCUACUGGCUUUCUUCCAUGCCACACUUACAGAGCGGUUGAGAUACACUCCUCUGGGCUGGUCAAAACCAUUCGAGUUCAACGAUUCGGACGCUGAGGCUGCGCUCGACAUCAUCGAAGGAUGGGUAGCUCAAGUUGCCAAAGGUCGUGCCAAUGUUGAUCCGCAGCAGCUGCCAUGGGACGCCAUCCGAUCACUCCUCAAGCAGAGCGUGUACGGUGGCAAGAUCGACAAUGUUCCCGAUCAGACAUUGCUCGACUCGUUUGUCGAUGAGCUCUUUUGCGCAAGCGCGUACGACGUCGACUUUAGGCUUGUUAAGGACGAAAAGGAUCCGCUCGUGGCUCCCGAUGGCACCAAGAUGGAGACUUUUAUCAGCUGGGUACAGGCGCUGCCGGAGCAGCAACCUCCGCAGUGGUUGGCGUUGCCGCCGAGUGCUGAAAAAGUGAUUGCUGCAGCACAAGGUACAGCUCUGUUGAACAAGUUGGUUAAGAUGAAGCAGUUGGCGGAUGAUGACGAUGACGAGACUGUUAGUCAUGAUCGCAGCGGUAGUGGGAGCGGAGGCGCUCAAGAGGCAACUACUGCCAGAAGUACAUCGGAAGGUGGCGCAGCGUCGAGUUCGGCCUCGGUGCAGCCCAGCUGGAUGAAGGCACUGCGUGCGAAUGCUUUGCAAUGGCUAACAUUGCUGCCCACCACUGUGACUUUGUUUGGAAGCGAUGCUGGUUCCGUCCACGAUCCCUUGUACCGCUUCUGGGCACGAGAGCACCGCACAGGCUCGUCGCUGCUCUGCGCAGUGAGAAACGACCUGCAGGAGGUGGUGGCUGUGUGCGACGGCGACUCGCGCCAGACGAAUCACAACCGAACGCUGCUGACCGACUUACCGAAGGCGGUCAUCCCACAAUCGUGGCGUCGGUACUCGGUACCCAAGUCAAUGACGCUGGCUGAAUGGAUUGUCGACCUGCGAGCGCGGCUCGAGCAGUUGGAACGCAUCACGCGCGAAGCCAGCGAGCUGGGAGCGGGCGCUAGUGGUGGCUACGACAUGGCUGAAGUCGUGCUUGGACUGCUCUUCUCGCCAGGAGCUUACCUCACUGCGACAAGGCAAAGCGUUGCACACGCAUCCAACGUCUCUCUUGAGAAUCUCUCGUUGCGGUUGUUGCUGAACGACGCGAAAGCAGGUCUGGAACCAGGCAAGUUUGCCAUCAGAGGGUUGAAGUUGCAAGGCGCCAACUGGGACCCGGAAGCCAAGCGCAUCAAACUCAACGAUGGUGGUGUUACAAAUCUUGGUCUGACAGCGCUGGUGUGGGAGCAGCAGCAGCAGAAGCAGGGCGAAGGCGCCGAGGGUGCGGAGCAAGGCAAGGUGCGUAUUAGCGUCUACUUGAACCAGGACAGGAGUCAGGCGCUGUUUGCGACCAUGUUAGAUGUCGAUGUUGGCGUGAAGGGUGCCACUGUGGCUCAGAGGGCGGUCGCUUUGCGUGCAUCGUAG